This is a messenger RNA of Pteropus alecto (black flying fox), 20517 nucleotides long. It is a transcript of the gene FSIP2, whose product is annotated as fibrous sheath interacting protein 2. The record is from RefSeq and is a predicted model, not a curated record. The transcript has 22 exons. Bases 1 to 20517 code for a protein of 6838 amino acids. Lineage: Eukaryota; Metazoa; Chordata; Mammalia; Chiroptera; Pteropodidae.
AUGGAGUUGUACCUCAGCGCCUGCUCCAAGGCUGCCAAUGUUGCUGCCACCAAGACAGCCACCAGCAGCCUGGCAACUGACACCCAGCAGUGUGGAGAUGGUGCGCACAAAACCCACUUUCCAGGGAUCGGAGCGGCUCAACUACUGGAUCUGCCUCUUGGGGUUAAGCUGCCUAUGAUCCCAGGAAGCAGUGCUUUAUACUACACUACAAAGUUAAGUGAAAAGCUUUUUCGACCUUCUUAUGGUUUUAACCUGACUGAUCCUUAUUGUCGACUUUUGGAAAACCAAUAUAAAAGUCUCCAUGAUCCACAUUUAAGAGCAUACUAUAAGCGCAAAGAUAUCCUGAGGAGAUUAAAGAAAGGUGGCUACAUCACCAGCAAUAAUAAAAUUGUAUGUAACUUGAGGGAAUUGAAUAAGUACAGAGAAUAUCUUACCAGUUUAAAAUUAGACUUUGAAAGAAACUAUAUAAGAGAACAAAAAAUGCUCGCAAAACAAGUAAAUAAACUACAUGAAAACAAACAAAUACCUGGACAUUCUGAUGUUGCACAGUUCCAAAACUGGUUGUUACAGGAGGGCACUCAAUCUAUUAAGGACCAGGAACGAUUAAUAAGGCACAGAUAUUUGGAUAUGAUAAGUAGGGAAUUAGAACAACGUGAGCGCAACGCGGAAGAGCAACACCUACUCCAGAUGGACAGAGAAGAAAGACGACAGCGGGAAGACACAAGAAGAAAACUAAGUCUUCGCAGAAAAAUUGAAGAGGAGUGGAAGACAAAAGAGAUGUUACUUCUGACAAAGAUUGGAGAAGAUGUUAAAAGAGAAGCUAGGAUAGAGGAACAACGACGUAGAAGCAGAGAAGAGAGUGACAAGAAGAAACAAGCCUUUCUAGAGAAAAGAAUGGCUUAUCAUUUACAAAAAAUGCAAGAAAAUGGCUUUAAAAGAGAAGAGAUGGGAAAAAAUACAUUUGAUUACAGAGAACAAGACAGAACACCUAAUCCUUCUCUAAAGAAGAAAAAGAAGAUUUAUGAUGAUAUAAAAUUAAUUUAUCCUGUUGGUGACCAGAAAGCAAAUAAAGGAGUACAUGACCCUGCAGCAAAUGCUAUUCAUCUGUCUCUAGGUGGUUCAAAGAAUGUUGUCAAAAAAUCAGCAGCUCCAGUUUUUCAGUCAGAUGUAUAUGAUAAUGGUACUGAACAAAAGAAGGAUGGAGUGAUAACUAAAAAAUCAAGUACUUACAAUGAUAGAGGAGCUAUGAACACCUCAGCUCAAGAUUCAGUUCUUUCACCUUCAACUUCACCCACAAGAAAUUUUCCCAGAUGCUCACAUUCUUCUAUAUGUCAUACAAAAGAUGAGAAGGAGAUACAUAAUGACUGCGGUGAAAGACAAAACAAGAAAUCAAACUACCUCCAUCAAUCAGCACGUCAGGCUCCUGCCACAGCCCAGGGUAUUUUCCCUGCUCGUGUUUUCUCAAAUCCACAACAAAAUCUUCUACAAAAUUGCUUGCAAGAAAAAGUAACUUCUGAAGAACUGAAUAAUAUAAUUCAGAAUAUAAUGACCUGGGUUGUGGCUACGGUAACCAGUAUAUUAUACCCAGCCAUCACAAAGUAUGAAGAAAGGUUACAAAAUAAUGCACACCCGGUGUCUGAUGACUCUGUCCUCUCUUCGGAUAGUUCAAGUUUCUGUAGCACAUGCAGUGAAGAGUUUACAUAUGGAAGUUACACAUCUGCAACAACUAAAACAUUUCAGGGAGAGCCAUGUGCAUUUGCAGUUGACAUAUCAGUAAGGCAACCACCCACACAUUUAAAACCACCUUCCGCCCAUGUGGAAAGAGCAGUUGAAAAACCGCAUCACAAGAAAGAACAAAUUAUAACAUCUAAACUCAAAUAUGAUAAAACCGACAUGAUAUAUGCAUACCCUAAGCUCAGAAGUUGUAAAUCUGAUAGUCACCUUUUAGCAUCGCUUGAAACAAGCACAAAAAAAUCUAAGGAUGCUACCACCGAAACAGAAAGCUUAGAGAGUCCACAGUUUUCUAAUCAAAAAGAAAAAGCCAGGAGUGAAAUGAAGAAUUUAAAGAAGAUUUUUGUUAACUUUAAAUGUCACUUAAAAGGGGAAACUGAAUUGAUUUUAGAAAGAAUUUUUCAAGAAAUAAUGUCUGAUUUAACACAGGCCAUUCCCUCUAUCUCUUCUGUCACUGCUGAAGUUUUUCUUGACCAAAAUGAGCCUGAAAAAAGAGACUUGCUCUCCAAUGUCGAUAUCUCCUCAGUAGCUUCAGAGAUAGUGGAAAAUAUGCUUGAGAAGCUACAUUCUGCAGUUGAAAAAAAAUGUGUUGAAAUGUUUUCACAAGAAGAUUUGUUAGUCGAUACAAAACCAAGUUUAACACCCAAGGGAGAAUAUCUCACUCCAUCAACUGGAAAAACUUUAAAAGCUUCAAUUCCUUAUACUAUGGGACCCAUGUGUGAUAUUGCAGAGGAUAUGGUGCAUGCCAUUUUACAAAAGCUGAUGACUCUUGCAUCUUGUAAGCAAGAUGAACUUCCUCAUCUCGAAGAGGCAACUAAACAUUCCUAUCAGCACCAUAUGACAGACCCAACAUAUACAUUCCUUAAAGAAGCUGACAAAAAGAAAUGUAAUCUUGAACCCGAUGAAACUAAUUUAGCUGUUAAAGAAGAAAUACAAAAACUAAUAUCAAAUAUUUUUUCCCAGUCUACUUUGGUUGGUUAUAUAGAGGAAGCAAUCAGCACUAUACUAGGAUAUGUACAAACUGAACUUAAUAAUGAGAGACUUAUUGCAUCUGAAGAAACAGUAGCAUUCCUUCAGCUACUUGAUGAUAUCUUCACUCAGCUACAUCAAGAGCCAGUAAAAGCAGAUGUUAAAAAAUGUAGACACUCUAAACCGAGAAAUCUUUCUGAUACUGAAGAAAAGUACAGACUAACUGGUACUAAAUUAUCUAGUGGUCCAAGGUCUAGAAAACCAUUUUCACCUAUUAAUGUUCCUGGUAUGGUCCUUUAUUCUGAAGAUGAUAAUGAAGAAAUAGAUAAAAUUGUGAAAAAUGUACUUGAUUCAUCUUUUAAAGAUGAAAAGGUAAAAUCACAAGAACAGAAUCCUGAGCAUUGGUUUACAAAAGGAAACACUUGUUUUGAAUCCGGAAGAAGUAGCAAACCACCUAUAAAGCCUCCUUCUCAAAGAAGCAAAGUUGCAUUUUGUGAUAAGGAAUUAAAGACUGAGUUACCAUCUUUAGAUAAUAAAGAAAUUUUAAAGAAAAACCCCUGUUUGGAUAAAGACAUUUUAAUUUUCAGCCAAGACCAAAAGCAUAAAAUACAAAAGGCUUCAGAAAACAUAGUUAAAAGUAUUUUAAUAGAAAUGCUCAAGGACCUAACUUCUGUUCCUCCUGGUCAUUUAGGUCAUAAAACUGGCAAAGAAGCUUCAGUUCUUGUUUCAGAAAAACCUCAAGGACUGUCACCUCAAGAAUGGAUGGACCAGAUGUUCUCUGUCUCAGAAAUUAAUACAGUGGCUCAAGAAAUAAUGGAUGCCGUGUUAAAUAUACUUCAUAAGUCAUCAAGCUGCAUUCCCAAUACCAGCAAAAGUUCCACUUCAUCAGUUUAUCAAACUUCUCUCGAUAGUUCUGAUACUCCCCACAUGGUCAAAGAAGCAUCAAUUAAAGAGCCAUUAAAAAUAUGGUUUGACAGUGAAAGGAAAGUGAAAUAUUUAUCUUCACUCAACUUAGACCCUGCAAAACCUUCCCUGCUAAAAUCUGAAGAAAGUAAACCUAAACCUAUAGAUGACAUUACUGAUAAGAUCAUUAAUACGGUUUUUAAAAGGCUGAAAUUACUCAUUUAUCCAAAAUUGCAAAUUGGCUUCAAACCUUCACCUGCAGAGCAAUCUUCGCUACAAUCUCAACUUAGUGCUUAUACAACAAAAGUAGUAAACAUUGUUUUGAGUGCUAUCCAGAAUGAAUUGGAACUCAAUAAGAAAGACCUAAACUUUUGGGGAGAAGACCACACUAAAUCCCUCAAAGGUAAAGGAUUUUUUGCUGACACUGAUAAAUUGGAAUCACUUGUCUCAAGUCUCAAUGAUGACAUCAUGACAUCUCCAUUAUUAACUUAUAUUUGUGAAAUGUUGUCAAGUGGACAUUCAGAUCAAAGCAGUAUUUUACUCCCUUCAGAUAAAUCAAGGCCUACAACUUAUCGAUCUGACAAUAUUGAAAAACAAAACACUUUGCCAAGUAGGCAGGAUAAAAAAUCUUUUCAUGACGAUUUGUCUACUCCAUGUGCUCUCCAUAGUGUCUUUAAAGGAAAAGAUCUCAAAGAGAAUAUCAGAUUGCAAGCACUAGAUAGUAUUGGAGAAACACUGUAUGAAAUGUUAUGUAAGCUCAUAGGAGCUCAUUCUGACUGUAAUCCAUCUUGUAGUAAGCUAAACAGAGAGAAGAUGAAUGAGACUAAGCAAAGAGCUACUGAAUUACAUUCUAAUAUUCAGCUCGUUUCCAAAACAAUUUUGGAAUAUAUACUUGCAAAAUUAUGUAGUAUUGACAUGGAUACCAGUUUUGCAAGUUCUGGAAAUAAAGAUGUCUCGGAGCCUCUUGAUAUUGACAACCUAUCAUUUGCUUCGAUUAUUGAGGAAAUGGCCAAAUGCACUGACAUAAUCUCCAGCAUAGUUUCCAGGAUGAUGGUUCAGGAUGGUAAUAAAGCGGCAAGUAAAAGCAAGGCAAUAAUUUCUGCUCCUGUGUCUGCAAACACAGGGAACACAAAAGAAAUACAUUUAGAUAAACUGAAAUCUGUAGCUUCAGAUAUUCUUAAUGUAGUUUUUGCUAAAUUGGAAGGAUUUGCCAAUGGAAAUUUAGAAACUCUGGAUUCUAUUACUGAUGGAAAUAAAAAAAGCAAUAAGAUGGAUGUAAAAUGUGAAAGUUCCAGUGUUUUUACAGACACACAUGAAGAACUAUUACAGUCUACUUUAUACAUGCAUGCAAAGAAGGUAGCAAAUACUAUUUUGAAAGCUAUUCAAACAGAAUUAAAUAUGAACUCAUUAGAUUUGUGUACAAAUAUAAAAACCCCAUCAUCUGAGAAACGAGUGCUUAAGAAUAUAGUCAAUUUAAUUUUAGAUGCAGUAUCCUUAGAUAUGUUUAAUGAAACUGAAUCUGAAGAGAGAGGUAUUGAAGCUUAUCGAUACAGGCCAACCUAUGGAAAUUUUCUUCCUGGAGGAGCUGAAUCAGAUUCAUUUCUAGAAGAUGCUGCACAUACAGAGAAAGAAUUCACUGGAGAGAGAACAUCGCUAAGAGAAGAAACUAAAUCAGAUUCUCUUAAACAAUGGGUUCUAGAAAGAACCUUAAACAAAAUUGAAGUGAAACUCAAAGAACCACAGAAAUCUCCAAUUGUUCCUAUUAUAAGAAAUAUUUUGAAUGAAAUUUUCCAAGGUGCUUUGGUCAAUCAAUUAAAUGUGCUUUCUCUCUCUCACUCUCAUUUAAGUGGCAUCCCUCACAACGCUGAUGAUCCAAUUGCUCAAACAUCUAUUCAAUUUAUAGAUAAAAUGAUGGGUCCUUUGGUGUCUGAAGCAGAUGUAACCACAGUGGCAAAUGAUGUUAUUAGAACUGUAUUUCAUAAACUUUAUUUAGCUGCCAUGACAGAGGGUAAUGCAAGUAAAAACAGGUAUAAAACCAUCACCUUUUCAGCAAAUGUUUCUUUUCAUGAACACACUUAUGGAGAAAAGUCCUCUGUUACUGUGCUGGACAAGAAUCCAUGUACUACUGUUCAGUCCAGAUUCAAUGUUAAUCAACAGGUCAAAGUAAAUGUAAUUGAAGAUAUUGUACAGGCAAUAUUAACAAAUCUAGAAACUUUUGCUACCUACAAAGUAAAAUCCCUUUUUUGUCACCAAAUCAAUUUCACAGUCCCAGGGACUUUAGCCAAUGAUUUGUAUUCUGAUGAUCAACUUUCUAGCUGCUCAGUGGAUCAUAUUGCAUCAGAAAAGUCCAGCUCAUCUCAACUCUCUUUAAAUAAAUUAAAUACGUAUGCAACAGAAGUGGCCAGAAAAAUUUUACAAAGAAUCAAACACGAGUUAGACAAAGAAAGGGAAAGUCCUUUCCUAACUCAUAACAUUGUGGUUCCUGAAGGUAUUGCAAGCCAAAUUGUUAACACAGUGUUAGAUAUUGUAUCAUCUAAAGGCAAAUAUGACAAAAACAAUUCUGACAAAGCGAUUAAUUCAGAUCGGCAAGAAGGUAUUAUUGAAAAGAUGUUUAAUAAGAAUGAAUACCGAAAAGUACUUCAGUUUCAAAUACAAGAUACCAUUGAAGAUAUUUUAUGUGAUAUUUAUGAAAAAAUACUGUAUCAAAAUAAUCUUCCAUUUGCCACACCCACUCUAAAAUGCAACAUAGCUAGCAAACAUUCUAGAGCAAAUUCUGAAAUGUACACUGAGGGUGCACAUAAGAUUAUUCCAAAACCUUUGGUUCCUAAAUCAGAUGUCAUUUUGAUAUCCAGUGAUUUAGUGGAUAUUGUUCUUCAUAAUCUCAGUUCUGCUGUUAUGCUUGGCAUAAAUGCAGAAGAUCCUACUUCAGCACAAUUGCCCAUUACCUUUUGUGAUAUGUUGCCACAAACAGAGUGUCAACAGCCUCCUUUUAUGGGGUCAAAAAGUGAAAGAAGAACAGAGUGUUUUUCAUCUUCAAAUCUGAAAUCAGUUUAUGCUGAUGAUAGUCCAAUAACUGUAGAAGAGAAAGAAGACACCAAGAAACCUGUUCCUGAUCCAUUUGAGGAAAAUGCUAACUUCAUUACUAACAGUAUUUUUAACCGAUUAGAAUCUUUUGCCACAGAAAGAAUAGAUUCAUUAAUCGCUCUAGAUUUCCAGCCUAAAGAAAAGUCAUUUGUUAGCCCAGAACUGGAAAAUCAUAAACAAGAUGACAGCAUCUUUCAUGAAUCAAGCCAAAUGGAAUCAAAUGUGGAUGUCCUGAAAGUAUCAACUGAAAAUAUUCCCAGCCAAGAGUUCGCAGAUUCCACUUUUUCCAGUUACAGAGAAGAAUUUGGACCCACAAUUCAUCUACCACAAACUAGUCUUAAGGAAUAUGCUGACAUCAUUGCCAGUGUCAUUUUGAAGCUUAUUAAAAAUGACUUGGACCUAGAAAUCCAAAAGGUGUGUCCAUAUCCAAACAAUAUUUUAUUCCAAGAAAACAUCAUUGUGAGUGAAAUUGUUAACAGUAUCUUAAAGAUUUUAUAUAAUAAAAUACCUGUAAAGAAAAUCAGUUUUUACUCAAAAGACAAUCCUAACUUAUUUGCACAACUAACUGUAUCAAAUGAAAUAUUGCUGGGACAAACAGAGCAGGAAGAAAAUAUCAAACUAUCUCUGUUUUCAAAGAAUCCAUUAGAACAAAAUCAAAUGGCAGCAAAAAAGGAAAGCCAGAGGAUUGUUUUGGAAGAAAUAUUUAUGAGAAAUGGAGAAUCAAAACAAAAAGAAAAAACUGCAUUGCUUGGUGCAGUAGAAGAAGUUUUAAAUAAAUUAUAUCAAAGAAUAAUGGAAAUCAGAGGCCAUUUGCCUUCAUUUAAUGAAAUCCCUUCCUUUAUAUCUAAUUCUAAAAUCAAAACAUCAGAUGUGACACAGUCACAUAUUAACAGUGUAGCAAAUGACAUAGUUGAAAGGGUUUUGGAGAAAAUGUACUCUGUAGUUGUGACAUCAUUAUGGAAAAGUAAUAAAAAAGAAGCAUCUGACAACAAUGAUACUUUACCCAAGAAACCAUCGUGUGCCAGAGAAACUAAUCAAGAAGGAAAAGGAGGUGAAUCCCCUAGAUUUGUGAUGCCACACGUUUAUCCUUAUGCAGGCAAGCAAAAUGCCUCUCUUUUGGAAAAUAGUUUCAUGCAAUAUUCACCACUGCAAGUAGGGGAGGAUUUAGUCCAAAUAGCGCUCAAUAAGAUCACAAAUUUUGCCUCAUUACAACCUCUAAGGCUACACAGUUUUAAAGUGAGCCCUAAGGGAAGCCCUCAGCCAGGUUUAAAAACAAGUUUAAAAGCAAGAUCAAAAGUUACUCCUUUGCCUAAAUUUAGAACAAAACUACACCUCGGACCUAGUGGUGCUAAGGCCAAAAGCAAGACCAAGUUAGGUACUGGAGAGAAGACUCUUAAAGACAGGCGGUCUAAGACUGCCAUUGGGCUGCCACAAAUCCUGUCAACAGGAGAUGCCAAAAGCUUACUGGAAAUGAAAUUUCCCAUUUCAGAAAUGAAUUUGUGUGCCAAGGAUAUAAUCAUCAAUAUCCUGGAAACAAUUGUGAAAGAAUUUGAAAAGGUGAAGCAAACUAGAGAAAUGGUAAAUGCGAAAGAUUUACCAUCCAAUCAAGUCAAGAUAGCAAAUAAUAUAGUUGCUACAGUUUUGCAAGGAUUAUAUGCUACAAACAAGCACAAUUUGGUUAAUCCAAUCAAAUUCUCAUAUUUGGAUGAUCUCAAACUUUCACAGGGGAAUACAGGUACAGGUUCUCUUGCCAAAACACAAGCAUGUUUUUAUUUGGAAAAUGUUUCUUCACAGCUAGAACAGAUUUUUCCUAAAGACAGUAUAUUUAAAAAAAUGUUUGACAAAUGGCAAACAGAAUCAAAUGACAUGGAAAGUGAAAAAUGUAAGCUACUGAUGAUAGCUGAAAAUGUUUUGACUGAAAUUUCAAUAAAAGCAAAACAAUUAGAAUAUUCUCUUUCACUUUUAAAUUUGCCACAUCUUAAGGAUCGUGAAAGCAGGUUCCAUAGUCGUGUUAAAGGAACUUCUAGAGCUGAAGAUACCAAAGCACAAAUUAAUAUGUUUGGAACAGAAAUUGUUGAAAUGCUAUUUGAAAAAUUACAGCUGUGCUUUCUGUCUCAGAUGUCCACUCCAGACAGUAAAGAAACUCUAGCAAGUAGGAAAGAACAUAUUACUACUAAAAGUAAAUAUGGUUUUCCAAUCAAGGACAUCCUCAGUAGUGUGCCAAUCUAUAACAUGAAGACAAAAGACCAAAUUUCUUUGAGCUCCAGCAAGCAAAUUGUUCGAGAAAUUAUAGAAAGGGUUUUAAACAUGUUAGAGUCAUUUGUAGACUUGCAGUUUAAACAUAUCUCUAAAUAUGAGUUUUCUGAAAUAGUGAAAAUGCCUAUAGAAAAUCUUUUUCCUGUUCAACAGAGACUAUUAAGCAAAAAGAUGUUGCCAAAAUUACAACCACUGAAAAAGUUUUCUGAUGAAUCCAAGUCACGUACUAUUAUUUCCAAGGAAAAUGCACAAAAUACUCUUCUACAGGUCCAUUCAUUCCAUUCAGAAUUAUUUACAUAUGCUGUUAAUAUCAUCAGUGACAUGCUUGGUAUAAUUAAGAACAAGCUAGAUAAAGAAAUAAGCCAAGUAGAAACAUCUUCAAUUAGCGUAUCGAAUGAGAACAUUGUAGCAAGUGAGAUCAUUGGCACACUGAUAGACCAGUGUACUUAUUUCAAUGAGUCUCUGAUCAAAAACCUUCCAAUGGAAAGUUUGUUCCAAGGAGUUGAAAACACGUACAUCGUUAAUCAGGUUGAAAUAGCAACUAAUAUGAAAAUGCACAUGUCAAAGUUAAAGGAAGUUAGUCUUGGGAAUAAUCGUCCACAAAUAAGUGUACCUGGUUUGGUGUUUUAUUCUGAGGAGGAUAUGAAAAAUAAGUACAGAGCUUCAUCAAAUGUAUCCCCAUAUGCCACAGCCUCUGUAGAAAACACAAUUAAAAGCACAGAGCCAAUGGAAAGGCCUGAUUCAGAAAAUAUAUCAUUAUGUUCUAUAAACAAAGUACAAGACUACAGCCUAAGGGAAUCUGAUUCUGGUCAUUUUGAUCAAACCAUGAAAGGAAAUAGCUCCCUUCCUGAAGGCAGUGUCUUACAAAAACUGUUUAAGAAAGCAAAUGAAUCUACAGAAGCAGCCUUAAAGCAAGUCAUGUCAUUCAUAGAAAUGGGAAAAGGUGAAAAUCCAAGAGUGCUUCAUUAUGAGAUCCCAAAACCAGUUGUUGAGCCAAACCAAACUCAUACAACUGUUUCUCCACUCAAAAUAUGUUUAGCUGCAGAAAAUAUUGUCAAUACUGUGUUGUCAAGUUAUGGUUUUCCAAGUCAAACACACAUUAAUGAAAGCAUAGAAACAAUGAAACCAUUUUUCAUAUCAAAGCAAAACCCUGAAGAACAAAAGAAUGAGGAGAUAAGUUUGCUUAGAAUGUGGAAUAAAAGAAUCAGCUGUAUACCUGAAGAUGAAGAAAAAAAUCUUGAAGCCAGCAAGGGAGAUUUUUCUUUAUUGCAAAAAUGGGAAAAUAGGAGGUACCCAAAGAUAAAGACUCUGAAGGAAUUUGAAGUCAUUGUUUUUGCUGAUCAUGAACUGGGUCCAAAUGAAAUUAACUUGGUAGCAAGACAUGUAACCACAUCUGUGGUCACAUACUUCAAGAACUUCAAAACUAGGGUUUCCAGUGAGAAGGUGUCUAUUGUUUCAACACUGUCAAAGAAAAAAUAUGAAUUAAAACAGCCUCUAAGAAGCAUUUACAAUGAUUCUUCACUUUAUCAAUUUUGUGAACAUCUCACUGAGUCUGUCAUUUGCCAUUUAACUAGAAGCAUUUCUGAUAGCACCAAAGAUGGUAGAGAAAAGGAGAAAGCAUGGGGAAGCCAAAAUGGAGCAUUUAACAAAAUUAUUUCAAUUGAUUCUCAAGUGUUUGAGAACAGGUCAAUUUCUAUUGGAGGACUUGCUUUAAGUAUUUCUGAAAUCAUUACUGAGAUCCUUUUUAAUAGUAACAUUAUAGAGACUGACAUCACACAGCAAAUGUUUUCUUUAAAAACAAAGUACAUUUACUGCCCAGAAGUAGCUGCUGCUGACUUUGAUAAUCUCUUUCAGGAUCUCUUAAUAGGAGUAAUUCAAGUACUAUCAAAUGAAAUAGGAAUAACUCAUCACCUUGAAAGUAAUGGAAGAAAUAAAUCAUUUUCCAUGCUUAAAAGCAAUAGUGUGUCCAUCUGCAACAAAACAAAUACAAUGGAAAGACAGAUAGAUGGUAGAGAUUUGGAGUCAUCUACUCAUCAAACUGAUCAUCUCAUUCAAAAAAAUAAAUUAAAUUAUCUGGCACAGAAGUUAGACCAUCUGGUUGGUAGCCUAAAAACUCGUGAAUCCAAAGAAGUAGUUAAUAAAGUUUUUAAUAUUGUUUUAGAUUUAUUUUUACCAGAUGAGUACCCAGGUGAGGCUAUGCAUUCUGAUAAAAAAGCAAGAACAUUUUUCUCAUCCUCGAACGAUCAGCAAAAUAAUAGCAUAAUUGGAAAUAAUUUAGGGCUCACUCCAAAGUCGGUUUUUCUUCUCAAUGUUGUGUGUGAGAAACUUAUUAGAACACUUUUGGAAAAAUGCACAAACACUGUCUUCCUUGAUAAUGGCCCUCCUUCUGAUGAAAUAUCAGCGGAAGAAUGUCCACUUCUAAAUAUACUUCAAAGUGUAGAAGAUGAAGAAUUUGAUUAUUGUAAGGGAGCAAUGGACUGUGAACAAUUUCAAGGAGAUUAUAUGUCAAAUCUUUUGGAAAAUCUGGCAGAAAUGGAUCAAGAUUUAUUGUCAUCUGACACCAUGCUUAAUGUUAUCUCCCACAGCUUGGUUAAAUCAUUGAUGGACAAACUAUGUCACAGUAUGCAAGUCCCGCAAAGUCCACCUUUUGUAAACAAAUAUUUAAAGUAUAGAACAAGAGACAUACCAUCUAGUUUCAUAAAAGCAAAAAAGCCAGAAUUAGCAGAAUUAGGACAAGGUAAACGUUCUUUAGGAUUCAUGAGUUAUGACAGUACUGUUUUGACAAGAUCCCUGAAUAAUCCCAGUGUGGUUAACUCUAAAAUACAAGCACCAUUUGGCAAGAAGUGUUCAGCAAAUUCCUCUUCUGUGUCACCCCUUAAAAGACAAGGAACAAAAGAUAUGGACAUAAUCACUAUCCAUAAUAAGCCUUAUACAGGGGAUAUAAAUACAGGUGUUUAUUCAGCCACAUUUCUGGAGGAAAUAAUUUCAGAACUGUUUUUUAAUCUCUCUACUUCACUGUUGAGAAAAAAUGAAAACAUUACUGAAGGCCAACUUAAUGAGAAGAAUAUAUUAUUUGUCAACAAUGUAGUGAAUGAGUUUAAUAACGCGCAAAUCACUGUUUUACGGAAUGCUGAAGAAAGGCUGUGUUUUCCACCAGUCCAUAGAGAGACUGUUAGUAGGAUUGCUGACUCUGUUUAUUAUGAUGUUUUUCAGAAAUAUAAAUUAAAAGUGACUGGCGGAGCUAAUCUGGCAUGCGAUAAUACCUCAAUAACAGAACAAAUAACUAACGGCAUAUUGUUAGAAAUUUUAGACUAUCAGCUCCCACCUGGCUUCAGGGAAAAGCUCAUGCCUAAUUCAUAUUACCCUCUCAAAGCUGAAAAUAUACUGCAAAAACUUCAAAAUAACCUGAGAGAAUUUACUUCCAAAUCCAGGUCUCUAACAGGCUAUAGCACCAUGUUUUCACACUCAUUUUUAGAAGAUGUCAUCAAAAGACUUCUAUCUCAACUCAUUUCUCCAUCUAGUAAGGCUUCCUCUUUGGGAAAAAAAUAUUUCAAGAGUUCAGAUUUUAAUGAAGUGUCUACCUGUAUAAUAAGUAAGGUUAUAUCAGCCAUUUCAAAACAUAAAAUAUGGUUCACUAUAUAUGAUAAUCAACAUCUAUGUACAGGAAAAAACCUACAGAAGAUGGUGGAUUCUGUUUACAGUAAUAUUGUGCAAAAGUCUGGCUCUCUUGUUUCAAUACAGAAAAGUAUAGCCAGCCGAAACCCAAUUAUGGUUGACCGAAUAGCCAGUUUUAUUAUCGAAGAGAUUAUUGAAAAUCAUCUUCAACCAUUUUUGUGUAAAGAAGGUUUGCCUCGUCCAAAUACUCCAUUGGAUGAAAUAUCAAACAUGGUAAAACAGGUUCUCAGUGAAGUCAUAGAGUCAAACAGACCCGGAACACCAUCACCCUUAGGGAUUUACCCUGAUAAAUUUGUAGGAGAAGUUGUUACCAGACUUUUAUCGAAGAUUUUCAGUCCAAAGCAUAACACUGAAACUGAGCUGGAAAACAUGACACAAAAAAUAGUAAACUCAAUAAAUAACCAUUUUGACAAAGCUAAAAUUCACAUUCCAUGUGAUGACAAAGAGCAGUCUUACCCCUUUUUAGAUACAGACAUUGUGGAUGAACUCGUCACCUCAGUUUAUAGAAAUGUUUUAAAACAGCAUGGGCUAGACCCUGAGGUUGAUAAAGAGUCUGAAGAUAGUGAAAUUUUUGUGGAAAAUAUUACCAAUUUAAUUGUAGCGGCUAUUUCAGAUUACCUUCUUCAUCCCCUGUUUUCUGGAGACUUGUCAUCUUCUUCCUAUUCUAUUUCCACAGCCGAGAAUAUUGUUCAGGACAUUAUUAGUAACAUCAGUAAAUCUGGCAAGACGAGUCAGAGCUUAUCGCCUUAUAACACCUUGUUGCCAUAUGCAUUUUUAGAAGACAUGAUCAGAGUACUAUUGUCUAGAAUCUUUCCUUCUGCAUCUAACAAUGUUGCAGACAGAGAAACUCCAAAAGAUAGAUCAAGAGUGAAUUUCAAUGAAAUUGCUUCAAAUAUAAUCACUGACAUUAGGAGGAAAAUUUCUCAACAUGAAAUUCUAUUUUCAAAAUAUGAAGAAGAAACCAAGUUUGUUUAUUCAGAAGAUGAUGUUCAGCAUCUCGUUGACUCAGUAUUCAAAAAUAUUUCACAAAACUCUGAGUCUCAAGAAUCAGUUGAGCAAAAUAUCACAAGCAGUAAUGAUGUUCUUAUUGAUAGAAUAGCAGGAUUUAUCAUUAAACAUAUCUGUAAACAACAUCUUCAGCCAUUCGUGGAUGGAAAGCCACUGCCUUCUUCAUCAAACACAUAUCUCGACAGUGAGAGAAGGCAGUGGUUUUAUGCCAGUGUUUAUUCCUCAACUUUUUUGGAAGAUGUGGUCUCUGGGGUUUUAAGCAAAAUAUUCCACAGAGUGUUAGGCAUUGUACAAACGAAAUCAGUAACAGAUUCAGAAGAUGAACUGUCUGAUAAAGCUGAAAAACUCAUACAUCUCAUCGCAGAAGAAUUCUCAAAAGCCCAAGUUACCAUUCUAGAAAAUGCUGAGGAACAACUGUGUUUGCCUCCAGUGGAGAGAGAUGUAGUGAAAAACAUUAUUGACAUAGUGUACAGCAAUUUUUUGCAAGAAUAUGAAAUGGUAAUAAUGCCCAAUACUGAUUUUCUAAAUGAUACAAAGACAUUGGCUGCAAGGAUAACUAAAAUUAUCCUGGUCCAAAUUUUCGAUUUCCAAAUUCAUCCAAAUCUUAUAGAAAAGCUUCCUUUUAAGUCACACUCCAAACUAAAUACUAAUGUUUUGGUAAAGAGAGUUCAAUGUGACAUUACUAAAUCAAGACUCCGAAGACAGGCAUCAACAAUAUAUACUACUAUGUUAUCACAUGCCCAUUUGGAAAAGAUUGUCACUCAGCUUAUAUCUCAGAUGAAUCCUCUGGCAUCCAGUGCAGAACACCCAGAUAUUUCUCAAUCAGACUUAAGUAAUACAGUUAUAAAACUGAUAAAUGAAAUCAUGUCGAUAAUUUCAAAACAUGCAAUAUGUAUUAUUAAACACGGCAAUGAAAAACAAAGUAUGAUUUCAGAGAAAGAUAUCCAGUCUAUGGUUGAUUCCAUUUAUGCUGAUCUUUCAUAUUCAAAUCUAUACCAGUCUCUUACGAAAGAUAAAAAGGGUAUAAGUAACAUACCUGUAUCAAAAAUAGCAAGUUUUAUAAUAAAAGAAAUAUUUAACCAUCACCUUCAGUCAUUUUUAUCUGGAGAUAAAACUUUCCCUUCAGCUGCAGUCGAUCAAAAUUUUAAACAGAAACCAAUAGAUACUAAACAAAGAGAGCUGUCUUUCAUUGUAAACUCAGCUGUCUUUUUGGAGGAAGUAAUUUCUAAGCUUUUAUGCAAACUCCUUUAUGCAUUCUCAAAUAAUGCCUUGGCUGCCGAAAACCCAGAUACAGUAAAAGCCAAAAUUACUGACAUACUUACAACAUUAGUAAAAUCAAUUGUUCUGGAGUUCACCACAUCAGAGAUUUUAGUUGCAGAUUACAUUGAUGAUGAUAUGUGUUUUUCAGAAGGAUAUAAAGAAAUGGUUCAAAAAACAGUCAACUUAAUUUAUGAAAAAAUAUUAGAUGAAUAUCAAUCUCUGAUUCAAGUUUACAGAGCUAUACAAAGUGACCCAAUUUGUUUUGGAAGGAAAAUAUAUCAUUUGCUUUUGGAAGAAAUUUACGAUUAUCAGGUACAAUCAUUAGUUGCAGGAGAAUUAGUGUCUUCUUCUUAUUCUUCCCUUCAAGCUGAUAAUAUCAUCAGAAAUGUGCUCAGUGUCAUCAUGAAGGAUAGUCACACCUUGCCAUCAUGUAUUACAGUGCUGCAUCGGUCUCUUUUAGAAGAUAUGAUUUACAAGCUGAUAGUGCAUAUCUUCCCUUCAACCGACACUAAAAGUGAACUAAAAGAAGAAGAGGUUACACCAGAUUAUGAGUUUGUGGAUGCAACUUCAAAACUGACUGAUGAAAUUAUCAAAGAAAUUUAUGAACAUGAAAUCCGUCUUGCCACAGCAGAGGAGAAUGCAGAAAGUGUGCAGUUAGAAGCAAUUGAGAAUUUGGUUGACACUAUAUGUAAUAAUAUUAUGAAAAGAUCUGAAUUUCAAGCUGAAGUGCAAAAACAGGCAGACAAAAAAGAAGGCUCAUUCCUCAGUAAAAUAGCUGGUUUCAUUAUGAAGGAAAUCAUGGACCAUCAUCUGCAGCCAUUUUUACGUGGUGAAGGAUCACCUUCCCAUGAUUAUGAUCACACAUCUGUACUUACCACACCUGAUAAAGAAAAGACACAGACGUCUCUAUACUCAGCUGCAUUUUUGGAAGAUGUAAUCGUUGACCUUGUUCGCAAAUUUUAUUCUCUUCCAAGUAGUACUAAAGAUUCUAAGAAAAAAGAAAUGCCAGAGACAGAUAUUAUGGGUUUGGCUAUAAAGUUUGCAGACUCUCUGAUUGGAGAAUUUAGGAAAAGUGAAAUUAAAGUUCUACCAAAUGCUGAAGAGAUGUUUUCAUUUCCACCAGUUGAUAAAGAAACAGUUGAUAAGAUAUCUAAUUUUGUAUAUGAUCAGUUCAUACGAAAGUGUGAGUCUACUGAAAUUCAGAAGGGUGAUAAAAGUAACAUUGUGAUAGAAACGAUUGCUGCUUUAGCCCAGAAGGCAAUUUCUGCUUUCAAGAUUCAACCACUUUUUUCAGGAGACUGGUCUUCCACCUUCUUUUCAUUUUUAAAUCCAGACAACAUCACCCAAAGAGUUCAACACCUACCACAGAAAACCUCUACAGAGAUAAACAGAUGUUUAAAAGAAAAUCAUCUCACUUUACCAGAACAAUCACAUAAACACGUAUCUCUAAUCUCAGACCAGAAAAAUUUGUCAAACACUUUAGAAAUAGAUGGAGGUAAAAUUAGUAGAAAGGAAAGUUUCCAAACUGGGGAGACAUCAAUUAAAAAUGGUGAUGUCCACGAUCUGGAAGUUACCUCUGUAACUAGCAUUAAACUGUUAUCAGGGUCAGCUAUAGGUACAGCAAAUGGAAAGAAAGAGAAUGAAAAUAAAAUGGGAAUUUCAAUUCAAAUGUAUAAAGGGAAUGUAUCAAAAGUUACUUAUCCAACUACUAGUGUGCAAAGUAAAGAUACUCAGAAGCCAGAUUUGAAGAUAACACUUAAAAACAAUGAAGUUGAGAAGAAAAGUAAAUCAGCUUCAAAAGUAGCUCCUGAUGAUACAGAAUAUGAAGAGGAGGAAAUACCUAGACCAGAUUUUGAAAUAAACAAUGAAAAGAAGAUUGACAAGACAAGAGAAAAUUCAUUUAAAAAAGAAGACAAGCUUGCUCCGUUAUCUUCUUUAACAUCCAAAGCAAGAAAUAUUGGGACCGCAACAAAGAAAACUGAGGAAAUAAUAACCCAAAAGCCAAACGUUAAGGAGAGAAAAGAUACUCCACCUCUAAUAAACAAGAAUCAGCAACAAUUCUCAGAUUAUGAAAGGGUUCAAAAUGUCACUGAAAAUAUUUAUGAUAAUAUCUUAGAAAUGAGCAUUCCUCAAGAAUCAUCACAUUAUUCAAAUUUCCCAAAUCCUUCAAGUGAUACAUUUCAUGUAGUUCAAGAGGUUGGUAAGGAUGUUGCACAGUCUUUUUCAACACAGGAUUUAUCUCUCUCGCUUAAUAAAAAUCUCUCUGUCAAAGAGAAGAAAGAAGAAAAAGAGAAAGAGAAAGGGAUUAAGGAGAUUAAAAACGAACCUAGUAAACAAGACAGUCCUCACUAUCCAUCAAAAAGUAAACCUGGAAUUUUUCCUGCUAAAUUUUUAGAAGAUGUUAUAACUGAAAUGGUUAACAAGUUGAUCUUUUCUACCAGGCCAGAAACACAAACGUGUGAUAGAUGUCAAAAUGUAAGUGAUAAUGAAAAUCACACUGAACUCUAUGACACAGCUAUGAAACUUAUUGAUUCACUGUUAAAAGAGUUUUCAGAGGCUCAAAUUAAGGUUUUUAGGCCAGAUAAGGAAAAUCAGUUUUUUCCACCUGUAGAUAAGGUGUCAUCAGUUUCUAAAGUAUCUCUCAGCCAUAAAGAAUUGACUGCAGAUGAAGCACCAUCUAGCAUUAAGAAAAUAACUGUGGAUAAAAUGACACAUAUUCACAAAGUGACUAAAAAACUCUCUCUAAAUAAGACACCUUUCUUAGAUAAAAUACCAGCGAUUGAUAAAACAUUAGUUAACAAAGUUGUGCACUCCUCUGUAUGCAGUAUUUUGAAAGAAUAUAGAUCUCAAGACUCCAUUUGUAAGAAUAUAAAGAGUAAUGGGGAAAAUUUAGCAAGAAGACUAACUAGUGCAGUGAUAAAUGAAAUUUUUCAACAUCAACUUAAUUUGAUAUAUUGUGAAGAGGUUCCAGCUUCCGCAUGUUUGCCUCUGGAAUCUAAGGAUGUUGUUAAAAAGAUUCAAAAGGUGGCUCAUACAUCCAGUAAAGAAUGUCAAACGUCAUCGCCAUAUAACAUCAUGCUGCCUCAUGAAUUUUUAGAGAGUGUGAUUUCUGCUCUGUUAUCUAAAAUUUUCUCAACAGUAACCAAAACCAAAACAGAAACAUCUGAGAGCAAUUGGCUUACAGAACUGGAUUUCCUUCAAAUGAAGUUACUAAGUACGGUCACCACAGAGAUCUCUAAAAAUGAAGAUAUGAUUAUUCAGUAUGUGGAAUCCUUGCAUCCCAAUGAUGAUGAAAUUAUUCAAUUAGUGGUUCAUUCUAUUUAUAAUAAUCUCUUGUUACAGUUUGGAUCACAAGAGAUUAUACAAAAUUGUGUAGCCAGUGGAUGCAGAAUCCUUUCAGAAACCAUAGUUGAUUUAGUUCUACGAGAAGUCAGUGGCAAUCAGUUGCAGAACUACUUUUCUGGAGAGCUAACUCCACAUCAGUGUGCAGAAGUUGACAGUGUUGUUGAAAAUAUUCUUAAAGAUGUUAUCCAAACUACCGAUGCUCCUCAGCCUCAACCAUCACAUGCUCAUAUGCUACCUUAUAACAUAAUAGAAGAAAUUGCUGUAAAAUUUUUAUCAAAGCUUUUAUUUACAUUUCCAAAAGUGGAUAAAGAAAAAACAAAAUCUCAGGAAACUGAAAUGCAAAAUAUAAUAUCAAAAAUAUUAAAUUCAAUACAAGAAUUUAUCUCCAAAAGUAAGAUUAAACUUACACCACCAGCCAAAGAGUUGCCUACUGUACCAUUAGCUGACAAUGAAACUAUUGAAAAAGUAGUCAAUUCUGUUUACAGCAGUGUUUUAAAGCAGUCUGGCUCACAUACAUCUAUAUUCAAAGAUUUAAUGGGUAAGAGCAAUGUACUCUCUGAUAUAAUAGGUUUUUUAAUGGUGAAGGAAAUUUCCAAUUCUGAAUUUCAACCUCAAGUAGAGGAAGAUGUAUCAAGUUCAGAAUUAGUUCUGGAAGCUGUCAAAAUUAUGGAAAAAGUGGUCAAAAUUGUUGAAGAAUUUAAAUCCCAGGAAAAGUCUUCAUCCAAAAGAGUUUCUUUGUUAGAUGCCACAUUUUUAGAGGAAGCAUUGGCUUUGUUCUUGGCUAAACUAGUAAGGUUGCCACAUUCAUCAAGCAAAGAUGCAAAAAUUUUAUCAAAGCCUGAGUUAAAGAAAAUUGCAUCUCAAUUGACAAAAUCUGUGACAGCUGAAAUAUCUAAAAGUAAUAUUAAUCUUGUUGCUGGUGAUCCUGAAGAACAGUUUUUAAAUCCAGAAAGCAUAGAAAUGGUUUCUCAGGUUAUUGACUCUGUUUACAGUAAUGUACUGCAACAAUCUGGAACCCAUAAAGACCUUUAUUAUGAUAUAAAAGAUACAAACAGAGUCUUCCCUAAAAAAGUGGCCAGUUUAAUUAUUAAUGGAGUUUCAAAUUUUCCAUUAGAUACAGAUGGCUCGAAGAUUUCAAAUACUUAUCUCUUUGGAGAUCUAGACAUUAAUAGAAUUGUUCAAAAGGCACAAGAGCAUGCUGUUAGAAUGAUCCCUGAAAUAGAGAAAGAAGAGUCAGACAAAGAUUCAAUUGGAGAGGAAAUGACAAUUAAAAUAGUUCCACAUGUUGGGAAUAAACCAAUCAAAAUAGACCCAGGCAUUGUUUCAGAACACUUAGCAGUAAUUUCCAUAAAAACUCAACCUCUUGAGAAACUUAAGAUGGAGUGUUUAAAAAAAACUGGACAUAGCAUAGCAGAAGUGAGAAGAGCAUCAAUAGAUGGGAGAAGUUAUUCUACAUUAGACACAUCUACUGUAAAAGAGACAAAGAAAGAAAGACGUACUUCAUUGAAUAGGACAGGACGACUGGAUAUAAAACCCUUAGAGGCUGUUUGCAGAAAUUCAUUUCAGAAUAUAAGAAAGCCUGAUAUCACCAAGGUGGAGCUUUUAAAAGAUGUUGAGAACAAAAAUGAUCUUAUCCUCCGAUUAGUAGCUCAUGAUAUUGAUUCACAAGAAGGACAAAUGUCUGAUGAAAAUGAAUUUGUUAUAAGAGAAGUUAUACAAGAAGAAUGUUUAGGAGAACAAUCUGAAGAUCAAGUGAAAGUAGCCACAAAGCCAAGAGAAAGCAAAGUUGGUUCUCCCAAGCCAACAGUAAGCACAAACAGCCUGAAAAAGUUUUUAUCAAUAAGUAAAUGUUGUCAGCCCACAUCCAGUACAAAUAUUGAAAGUAUUGAAGCAACCUCAAAUCACAUAAUAGAAUGUAAAGAGAGACAAGUUAAAAGAGCUGUUGCUGAGCUUCACAUGGCUGCUUGCUCAACAACCAAGGCUGUAACAGACUCAUCUUGGGAGAAAAAGCCACAGUAUAAGAAAGAAGAAAGAAAUCUUAUUACUGAACCAACACAUUACUUCAUACACAGAGUUAUGAGUUCAUCUUCAUACAACCAAGAAGAUCUGAUUUCAUCUGCCGGGUACAUGAAAUUAAAGCAAUAUACAAAAACUCCCAACCCCACCAUUUCCAAACAAGGAUCUAAAAUGCUGGCAAAGGUAUCUUCAGCUCUGUCAAAGGUGUUUUCUCGAAGUAACACAAGCAUUUCCAAAUCUUCAUCAUCACCUUACCAGGACAAGUACUGA